AUGCCAUGGCGUGAACUUUUCCUUUCUUCUUUCUUGAACAAUUGCUAUAUGAAGUUUCGCGAGACAAUUGCAGACGUCAAUCGUUUAUCAUAUUUUAUGAAGGCCACUCUAAUUACAAUUAUUAUAUCAGACCAAUUUGGGCACUCGACGCCCCCAGGUGUUAGUGCCGGCCGCAGUGGAAGCGACCAGUGUGAAUUUAUAACGCCUUCUUUUAUCUAUCUAUCUAUCUAUCUAUCUAUCUAUCUAUCUAUCUAUCUAUCUAUCUGUCUCGAUUGUGUUCUAUCUAUCUAUCUAUCUAUCUAUCUAUCUAUCUAUCUAUCUAUCUAUCUAUCUAUCUAUCUUUAUCUAUCUAUCUAUCUAUCGAUUGAUCUUCUAUCUAUCUAUCUAUCUGUGUCGAUUGAGUUCUAUCUAUCUAUCUAUCUAUCUAUCUAUCUAUCUAUCUAUCUAUCUAUCUAUCUAUCUAUGUCAAUGAAAUACCAUAUUCCAUGUUCUCCUUCCCAUGAAGUUCUUGAUUUGUCAAAGCCAACCAAAAGUGGAUCGCUCUUUUCUGUCUAUCUAUCUAUCUAUCUAUCUAUCUAUCUAUCUCUCUCUAUAUAUAUGGUUGACUCUCCCGUCGUAUUCGACCUAUCUAAGACUGUUAUCUAUCUAUCUAUCUAUCUCUAUCUAUCUAUCUAUCUAUCUAUCUCAGUCAGUUAUCUAUCUAUCUAUCUAUCUAUCUAUCUAUCUAUCUAUCUCAGUCUGUUCUAUAUCUAUCUAUCUCAGUCUGUUCUAUAUCUAUCUAUCUAUCUAUCUAUCUAUCUAUCUAUCUAUCUCAGUCUGUUCCAUAUCUAUCUAUCUAUCUAUCUAUCUAUCUAUCUAUCUAUCUAUCUAUCUAUCUCCCUUUAUUGCUACAUAUCAUGCCUGUAUCUCACUAUUUCUCUCCCUUCUGCAAUAUUUAUUGUCUUUUCACUUCUCUCUUCUCCUUUCUCCGUUCUUUCGGGAUUUUCACGACUGUUAACAUCCACCGGAAAUCGACCAGCAACAUUGGUAAAAUCAAUAACACUAACCACAUUCUAUCUAUCUAUCUAUCUAUCUAUCUCUAUCUAUCUAUCUAUCUCAGUUCAUGUCUUAAGUAACAAAGAAGUUUAUCAUUAUCUAUCUAUCUAUCUAUCUAUCUAUCUAUCUAUUUAUCUAUCUAUCUCGGCCUGUUCCAAUCUAUCUAUCUAUCUAUCUAUCUAUCUAUCUAUCUAUCUAUCUAUCUAUCUAUCUAUCUAUCGUUGCCUAAAUUCUUAA
This is a messenger RNA of Acanthosepion pharaonis, 1272 nucleotides long. The record is from the annotation of a GenBank genome assembly. Lineage: Eukaryota; Metazoa; Mollusca; Cephalopoda; Sepiida; Sepiidae.